Brassicogethes aeneus is the source of this 1966-nucleotide messenger RNA. NCBI's taxonomy places the organism in Eukaryota, Metazoa, Arthropoda, Insecta, Coleoptera, Nitidulidae. The record is from the annotation of a GenBank genome assembly.
AUGUCAGUAGGUCAUCUCCUCCGCUUCCGCCGUCGGCGAGCAUCGUCACAGCGGCAGACCCCCGGCUCUUGGUUCGUACUCGUCGAAGACUUUCCGUCUCCAGACCACAGACCACCGGCGGGGCCCACUUGUUCGCCGACUUCUUGCAGGCGAUCAUCACACGCGAGUUUUAUAUGCGAUAUAAACCAAUUUUGUUGUACAUUGUUGGACACUUACGUUUUAAGGAUGAGAGAGUGCGGUGAACGGAUACGCAGGGAGCGGGCUUCUCCCUCGAGCCCCCGCAUUGUGUUGCGCAGGGUGCUGGUGCUGGCCGAGGGGCGGCAGUUUCGUGAGGCGGCUGCCGUCCUCCAGCGCCUCGGAAGCCAAACGAUCGCGUCCGUGGCCAGUGACAUACCCUUGGAUUUACUUGUAGAGGGUUUGCCUCAUUCUGCUCAGCUAUUGGAGACAUUAUUUAAUAAAUUGACCACUUCAGGUCAGAGACCCAACGUGAAUUCAGAGCAGGUGGUUUGGCAGUUGGUAAAACUGUUCGCCACCCAUGAUGACCCAACAUUAAAAACCAAAGUUGCUAGAUUGGCAAAAUCCUUAUUGGGCUACCAACCUGAUAUACAGAGGAUUUUGAGUACUAGAAAAAAGGCGUUGGAACAAGCUAUACAAGGUUUAGGGUGCCACGGCCUGACUCCCGACAUCAGCGGCCUCACCCAUCUACACGUCGCCCUCAAAACCGAGCUGCAACGGCACAUAGACGCCUACAAGAUCGCGCUGCACCGCCUCGACGAACUAGGAGUUGCCUGCGCCGACAACAAGAAGCCUGUGGACGCCAGCCACCAGAGGCUGCUGUCGCUGCACCACAGCGAGGUGCAACAGCGGCUCAUCGAUAACAAAACGCUGCUCACGAUUUUGGAUAAGCCGGCGUUGAAACAGCUCGCCCCGCUGAUUGAUACGCUCACUGCCCGGGUGCAGAACGACAAGGAGGCCCUCUUCUGCCUUUCGCAGCUCAAACGGCUUCAGCCAGUACAAGACGAUAUCCCUGUAGCCACUGUGCUUAUGUCGUUUUCACGAGGAUGCGGUACGCUUUUGGAAUUAAUGCAUUUGCCUGAUAGUCCUUGCACGAGUGACACAGGGUACCAUUCUGAGCCAGAUACAGAAAUUGAUGGAGGAAAAGACGCUUUGGGUCGAUACGGCGCUUUGUAUUACCAGAGUAGGCCGCGGGCACUGGAAGCGCUGGAUUCCCUUCCAGAUCUGGUCCAUGCAACGCAGCUAAAGUCGAAAAUACUUUUUUCUGUUGUCGUGCUCGCAUUCAGGACCUGCAAAAAUCAACGUGAAAUCAAAAUCCGCGAGACAUUCAGAACCCUCCACAUAGACAGCAGAUCACCAACGGCUGAAACCUUACGCUUUGACAUCAUGAGAUCGCUCGCGUCUACAGCAGACAAUUUCCCUCUCACAGACGCUGAAAAUCAAGUGCUGGCCCUCGUGUGCGACACCCUCAGAGAAUACAAAUGCUUAGAAACCUGCGCCCCACUAAGAAGAUACGUUGGGGAAGCCACCAAGGUGGCUUGGAGUCUGGUGAACCAGGUUCCGGCGUACGAGCUGGACACAGAUUUCCAAACGCCAGGUCGUAUGCAACCCGAUAAGCACCAGAGGCAUCAUUCUUCCGACAGAAGCAGCGACACUGUCAAGUCGUAUUUGUGGCCUGCUAUGAUGGUGCAAAAUUUGUAUGUGUAUAAGGCGGUCGUGGUUACGGGAGGGACUUAGAUUUAAGAUAUUUUUAGGGUUUAUGUAUUUUAUUGUAAGUAUCUUGGGUCUUAGUUUAAUCAAUCAAGAAAUAGAGCCCCGUUUCAUAUUAGUUGGCCCUGUAAUUGUUAGUAAUGUUCCAGUUUCUUCCCAGUUUUUAGUUUUUUAGCGACAGGUUGGUUGUUUUGUGUGAAAGUAUGAUAUUUUGAAUGGUAUACCAAGAUAAUUUUUGUAC